Messenger RNA from Miscanthus lutarioriparius, 1071 nucleotides. NCBI's taxonomy places the organism in Eukaryota, Viridiplantae, Streptophyta, Magnoliopsida, Poales, Poaceae. The record is from the annotation of a GenBank genome assembly.
AUGCAGGAGAUGUAUGCUCUUCGUCACAAAAAGCACAAGAGUAACACUGGAAGUAAUCAUGGUGCAAACUCCGGAAGCAAUCCUCAAGGUGUUGAAUCCAAUACAAAUCAGUCCAGAAGGGUUGGGGCUGAUGGUGGCAACUCUGAUAGGAGCAGUCCAAAUGGUGUUCAGUCCAGCAGAAAUAAUGCCACAAGUGUUAGAGCUGAUAGAGGAGGUUCAAGAAAUUUUACAGAGACACAACAAUUCCUGGAAUAUACUUUUGGGCCUGGGCAUCAGAGUGGCACUAUAAACACAUUUGCUGUAAUGAAAUCCGAAUUAAGAAUGUGGAUAGCACUGGAAGGAGUGGAUGACUACAAAGCACUAGCUCCAGAUGAGAAUUCAAAAGUACUUGAUGGGAAAGCAUUGUACACCAUGGCACGUGGAAUGCCCCAUGGCCAUGUUCUAAUAGGCGAUGGUGCUGUGGAUAAGGCAUGUGUUCUAGUACAUGCCAAAUCAGCAUCGGUUAUGCCACCCAAUCAUGAUAAGUAUCGAAGUGUGAUCGCUGAAAAUGAGCGAUUGAAAGAAACUAAUGGGCUACUCAUUGAGGACCUUGUCAUGAGAAUUUAUGCGGAUUUCAAAAAAGAACCACCUGCUGAUCUGCUGCAGCGCCUAGCAAACAUUGAUGCCCGCCGCAACCAGACUACAAGUUUAUCACUUGGAGGCUCUGAAUCUGUUGAUAAUGGUUGGUACAACUACAACUACAAUGAUGAUGAAUUUGAUGAUGAUUACACUGUUGAUGGCGCUGAUGAGGAGGAUUACACUGAUGAGGAUAGCACUGAUGAUGAAGCUGAUGAGGACAUGUCAGGUGAUGAUGGCAUGUACGAGGAAGAUGAUCAUGAUGACAUUUAUGAUGAAGCCAAUAAUCUACAGAAUGCUGACUGGGAACUGGAUAACGAUGGCAAUGGCUGCAGAGAUAUUGAAAAUGUCCAAGGUGACGAUGAGCACUUAACUGGCCAUGCACGCAACAAAAAGAUGAGAGUGGCAACAGAUGGGAGUGCCACACGACAUGGUAACGCCAAUGGCUCCAAGUGA